AUGGUCCGGCGCCUGACGAAGGAGGAGAAGAGCCUGGUACGGCAGAUGGGAGUUCAGCUCUCUGCGCAGCAGAAGCGGCAGACUCCAAAGGCCAGAGUGUCCGACCAGUCUGAUCAGAGCCCUGGCAGGCCGCAGAUACUUUCCUUGGAGUCAACGGCGCCGCGGGCAGCUGGAGGAGAUGGAAGCUCCGACAUGGGCGCCAUUUACGAGCCAGCCGCGCCGUCAACCCCAUGCAUCGUUGUGGCCACAACGCCGCCGCAUUCCUGUGACGCUACCCUAAUGCCUCGCUGUUUUCCACGCAAUCGAAGCGAUAGGAGGAUCUUGCGAAUCUUCCAAGCCAACGUAGGCAAGAUUCCGCCGGCACACGAUUGUGCCCUUGCGUUGGCCGACUCGGAACAAUACGACAUUAUUUUGUUGCAGGAGCCAUGGACAGGACUGAAAGAUGGCCGAUGCCUCACUAAGACGCAUCAGGCCUACGACACCUUCUCACCCGUCAACGACUGGGACGGCCGCGACACUCGCCCGAGAGUCAUGACAUACGUCCGGCGUUCCGCAGGUCUCGUCGCUGAUCAAAAGAGACCUGCGGCGACUCGUGACAUCCUUUGGCUCACCGUCAACGGCAUAACAGUCGUCAACUUCUAUCGGCAGCCGUACCACGACGGAGCCCUUGAAAUCUUGCUUCAGUGGACCGUACCGGACAAGUGUCUUGUUGCUGGUGAUUUCAAUGCCAAACAUCCCAGCUGGCAGGCCGGUCGACGAGAGGACCGCGGCGAAGAAAUAGCGUUUUGGGCAAUGGACAAUCGACUCGGCUUACUGAAUCCUGUCGAUGUCCCGACCAACGCACACGGCAAUACGGUUGAUCUCGCCUUCUGCAACAUACCUCUGGCCGACGCUGUUGUCGAGGAUCAUCUAGCAACCGGCUCCGAUCAUUUUACCCUUAGUAUCACGCUGCCAGGACAAGUUCUGGCACCCCUUCCAAUAGGAAAGAUCCAUCUCAACUCCGACGAGGAAUUGAAGCGAUUCAUUGAAUUAGUGGAGGCCGGUGCCGCCUUCAUCCCGAUCACCACGGCAUCUCCUUCCGAGCUCGACAGCUUUGCGUCGGCGCUCGUCCGUUUCAAGCUCCUCCUGCAAAUUGACGACCGAGUGUAUGAGACGCAGCUGGAAAAGGCCACCGCCUUGCGACAAGCCACUCUGGAACGGCGCACGGCGAACGACGACAUCCCAGAUCCGUGGAUCUCCGUGAACACAGAUAGGACGAUACCCUUCACCGACCGAGUCUCUCCGGAGGAGACCCGCGACGCCACGCUACGCACCGGGAAUACGUCCCUGGUCCCGACAAUAUUACGGUGCGGAUGCUCCGCGCUGUCUGGCAUGCGAUCGGAAGUCUCGUCCACCAGCUAUAUCAAGGCUGCCUCAGGAUUGGCCACCAUCCGAAGCCCUUCCGAGAAGCAGAAGUGGUCAUGA
Hirsutella rhossiliensis is the source of this 1464-nucleotide messenger RNA. RefSeq names its product endonuclease-reverse transcriptase domain-containing protein. Gene Ontology annotation, molecular function: catalytic activity. The transcript is spliced from 3 exons. Lineage: Eukaryota; Fungi; Ascomycota; Sordariomycetes; Hypocreales; Ophiocordycipitaceae. The record is from RefSeq and is a predicted model, not a curated record. The coding region runs from base 1 to 1464 and encodes 487 amino acids.